AAACAAAGACAGGGCCUCUUAGAGUCCUUGAGGUUCGAACAAAUUGAUGCACGCCAGAUGACAAUCAAGACCGCCCAUGCCAAGACGUGCAAAUGGCUCUUGAAGAAUGUGCAGUAUCUCAACUGGCUUGACACGACCAAGCUUGGUGAACAUCACGGCUUCUUGUGGAUCAAAGGCAAGGCCGGUACGGGGAAGUCGACGCUGAUGAAGUUUGUGUGGGCUACUGCCCCCAAGACAAUGAAGGGGUGCAUUGUUCUCUCCUUCUUCUUUAAUGCACGUGGCGAAGACAUAGAGAGGUCUACAAUUGGGACAUACCGGUCGCUGCUACUGCAGCUCCUCGAACGUCUCCCAUCGCUCCAGAGCAUCUUUGACUCACUUGGCCUUUCAACAUCACUCUUCAGUUCCGACCACCAGUGGACCAUCGAACCUCUGAAAACGCUUCUCGAGCAGGCUAUACGGGGCCUGGGAAAAACUUCUGUUGUGUGCUUUAUCGAUGCGCUCGAUGAGUGUGAAGAAGAGCAGGUCCGGGACAUGGUCCAAUUCUUUGAACGCCUUGGUGAUUUAGCCGCCACAGACGCAAUUUGCUUCCACGUUUGCUUCUCGAGCAGGCACUAUCCACACAUCACGAUCCGUGAUGGACUGGAACUCAUCCUGGAAGGACAAGAAGGCCAUACCCAAGACAUCACCAACUACGUCGAGACAGAGUUGAAGAUCGGGAAGAGCAAGACCGCUCAGCAGAUCCGAGUUGAGCUUCAGGAGAAGGCAUCGGGGAUCUUCAUGUGGGUUGUUCUUGUCGUAGGUAUACUGAACAAAGAGUCGGACCGCGGCCAAAUCCUCACUCUCCGGCGGAAAUUGCAGGAGAUCCCUAGUGACUUGUACGAACUGUUUCGCGACAUCUUGACGCGCGACUCAAACAAUCAAGAUGAGCUAGUGCUUUGCAUCCAGUGGGUGCUCUAUGCGAGGCAGCCAUUGAGUCCAGAGCAGCUGUAUCAUGCCAUUUAUUCAGGCAUCGCUCCUGACAUGGUAUUAGAGUUGGACCCUAAAGAGAUCACCAAGGAUGAUAUUAAGCGGUUCAUACUUAACUCUUCUAAAGGUCUUGUCGAGGCUACUGUGUCUAAAGAGCAAAGGGUUCAGUUCAUACACGAGUCGGUGAGGGACUUCCUGCUUAAAGAGAACGGUCUCAGUAAGAUCUGGCCAGAGUACGGAAGCAACUUUGAAGGCCAGAGCCACGACCGACUGAAACAGUGCUGCCUCAACCACAUCAGCAUCGACAUUAUCACGCCCUUAAAGAUUCCUGAUAAUCUUCCGAAAGCUUCCUUGCAACAAUCAGCAGGCCUACGCAAGUCAGCGACGCAAACGUUCCCUUUCCUGGAGUAUGCUGUCCACAAUGUGCUGUAUCACGGGGACAAAGCAGAAGGCGGAGGCAUCUCUCAGACAGGCUUUCUUGACAUCUUCCCACUUCCUCGAUGGGUCAAGCUCGACAACCUGUUUGAGAAGCAUGAGGUGCGCAGGCACACAGAACGCGUUAGUCUUCUGUAUCUGCUGGCUGAGCUCAACAUGGCGAAUCUCAUCAGAGUCCUCGGUUCAGCCAGCCGCUGUAUGGACGUGGAGGCAGAGCGCUACGGCUGUCCUCUUUUCUCCGCGGUUGCAAUGAGCAGUGAGAAAUCACUUGAACUAUGUAUGGAUUUCAUUGAGGUGCAACGAGCUGACAGCAGCCCUGCUGCUGCAACGGAUAAACGACAGUCCCAGCAGAAGUCGGCUCAGCGUGCUGCAAGACGUGAUUUUGUGUAUUCGAAAGCAAAAGAUUUUCUUCUGAGUGCGGCGGAGCUUGGGCACGAUGGAGUUCUCGACCUUUUGGUAAAAUCUGCAAGAUUCAAAAUUGAUUCGAAAGAUUCAAGAGAUAGGACUGUGUUGUGGUGGGCUUCUAAGAACGGAUGUGAGAUGUCAGCGAGGUCGUUACUUGCUGCAGGUCCUGCCAUGGUCAACAGCAAGGAUAGAGACAACAAAACUCCGUUGUUUAUAGCAGCAGAGCAAGGGAAUCAAGCAGUGGUUGAAAUGCUGCUCGAAAGUGGCGCCGAUGCCAACGCACAGAGUGGAUACUACAGCAACGCACUCCACACGGCUUCAGCUGGAGGCCACAAAGAGGUCGCGAUGCUGCUGCUAGAC
This is a messenger RNA of Macroventuria anomochaeta, 2166 nucleotides long. RefSeq lists its product as uncharacterized. The transcript has a single exon. NCBI's taxonomy places the organism in Eukaryota, Fungi, Ascomycota, Dothideomycetes, Pleosporales, Didymellaceae. Gene Ontology annotation, molecular function: protein binding. The record is from RefSeq and is a predicted model, not a curated record. The annotation marks the transcript as partial.